Brassica oleracea var. oleracea is the source of this 1422-nucleotide messenger RNA. RefSeq lists its product as uncharacterized. The record is from RefSeq and is a predicted model, not a curated record. The transcript has a single exon. The coding region runs from base 1 to 1422 and encodes 473 amino acids. NCBI's taxonomy places the organism in Eukaryota, Viridiplantae, Streptophyta, Magnoliopsida, Brassicales, Brassicaceae.
AUGUUCACUCGACAAGAAGCCACCGCCACAGAUCUUUGGAAUCUCAACCACGCGAAUGGACAGAGCUUGAGAGAUUUUAUGGAGAAGUUCAAAUCCAUUGUCUCGAAAGUAGACGUGCCAGAUCAUAUAGCCGUGGAGUCGUUAAUGAACACCAUCCACAUUAAGUCACCAUUUCGGGCCGACCUUUACCGACACCCGAUGAGAUCCGUACCAGAUGCCAUCGCACGAUCCAAUAACUUCAUCCGAAUGGAGGAAGAUACUAGGGCCAAGGCGGCCAAAGAAGCUGCAGGGAAACAAACCCCCGCCCGGACGAAUGACGCUCAUCAAGAACCGCGCCAACAUUCCACGAGUGGCAAGCCUAACCAGAGGAAGGGUUACAUGAAUGCUAUAGACGACGCCGAACCAUCGGGCUCCGCCGCAAUGCCGCGAGAGAAGGGGUGGAAUCAUUGGGAUCGAGAUACCAGCCAGCCAAGGUCUAGCUCCCCUGAACCAGCAAACUCGAACGCCGUCGAGCCAAGUAAGUGGUGCUCCUAUCAUGAGGUCAAGUCGCAUGAUACGAAGGAUUGCAAAGUCUUAUACAGACACUUCCUUAAAUCCAUCGAAAGCGGGAAAAUCGAGAUUGAAUCUCUGCAUAAGCUAAAAAACAACAAGAAUUGGAGCAAAAACAAAGAGAAGAAGGUUCAGAAGUCUCAAACAAAAGCCCCUCAGAGAGAAGAGCAAACUAAUCCAGAGAAAGCUAUGGUAAACAACCUCAACCUCGAAGGUGAAUCAACUGAUGAAGAACCACCUAAGAACCGGCGACGGGUGGAAGUAAUACUCCCCCGACAGGCGAAUUCCUCGGAUGACGAAAUUCCGCCGGUACCAACGGACUUGCACGAGAAAUUGGGCAGAAAAACAGAGUCCAAGGAUCUACGUACACUUCUGAAGCGGAACGCCGAAAUGGUACAAAAGAACGAGGUAGACCUCAGGACGUCCCUCGACGAGUCUAAAGCAAGAAAGACUACCCACGCCGGAGUUGCUCUACACAUUCAACCUCAGCCCGCAGAUUUACGUGAGCAGAUCAAUUCCAAAGCCGAAGAAUUGCGCGCGAAGCUUGGUCAGUUCGGAAUUGGCGAAUGCCAGGUCACGAAGGUUCUCGUCGACACAGGCAGCUCAGUCGACCUCAUCUUUCGGGACACGCUCGACAAGAUGGGAGUCGACCUGCGAGAUAUGAAGCCCUCCUCACGUACUCUCACGGGGUUCAAUGGUUCCUCGGAACAGAUGAUUGGGACAAUUCGUCUUCCAGUUUACGCAGGUGACGUGACUCGCACUGUUAAGUUCUCUAUUAUCCGGGCUAAGGAACUCGCACCGUUAAGUUCUCUGUUAUCCGAGCUAAGGCACCCUACAACGCAAUCCUCGGAACGCCAUGGUUACACUCCAUGA